Molecule: messenger RNA, 432 nt
Organism: Acanthamoeba castellanii str. Neff
Lineage: Eukaryota; Discosea; Longamoebia; Acanthamoebidae
Product: Fbox domain containing protein
Exons: 2
Coding region: 1-432 (143 amino acids)
Molecular function (GO): protein binding
Source: RefSeq, a predicted model, not a curated record
AUGGAAGGAAGAGUCAAUGAGAGUGACGAAGUGGCGGCGUACCGCCACCACGACGAUGAUGAAGACUACGACGAGGAGGAAGUGGCGGCGUUGUACUGGUUGCCGGCGGAGCUGUGGGCCAUGGUGUGCGAAUACCUGGGCACGGGCGACCUGGCCCGGCUGAGCACCACGUGCUGGACCCUGCGCUCGCACGCCCUCGCCAAAGGCCUGCUGGCGCACACCGCCGACGCCCACUUCCUGGUGCUCUACAGCUCGCGAGGCAAGCGGCUCGACAACCGCCUGCCCGAGGUGGCCGCCGCCCACGGAUUCGACUGCAGCGUGGCCAUGCACCUCCCGCCCCACGCCACCACCGCACCACCAUCAGCCUCCGAUGACCAAAGCCCCGACGAGCCCAUGCGUCUGUGCACCUUCACCCGCAAGACCCGGGCCUGA